AUGCUCCUACUUGAUCUGGGGUCUAGUCUCAAACACAUCAACUCCCAUUUCUAUAUCCUUUAUAAUGACUUAUUCUAUGAUAAACUUGUUGCGGGUAUAGGGUCAAAGGGUAUAAGCACUAUGAUUUCGGUGUUAGGGAAUAUUAGAUUAUAUAUCCGCUCUUUGGAUAGCUUUCGUAGAGAUUCCAGAACUCUUAUCCUGUCAAGGUUACAUUUGCCCUCAGAAAGUGUGACCACUAGUACUGGGAUUAGUACUGGUACUGGUACUGGUACUGGUCCUGUUGGCAUACCAGCACAGUUCAACUGCAUUUACGUCCGUGAUUCAUGGCGAUACAUUUAUGCACUCUUUAGGAAUAGAAGAUUCCAUGCCCAAUAUUCUGAUUAUAAAAUUGAUGAACCCACAAAUUAUAUAUACAAUCAUUUCGUGGAGAUAAACCGAACUUAUUUGCUUUCGUUUGAAAAGAUCUUUUGGUUACUUCCAGGAAGUUAUAACUUGACAAUUGGAUUGGUCGUGAAACAUGGCAAGGGAUUGGGAACUACAAAGUUUGAGGUUGGCUUAGAUCAGGAUCAAAAUCAAAAUCAGACUCAGAUUCAGAAUAAGCGUGUUCAAACAUUUUAUCCUCCAACAAAUAUCAAUGAGAUACUUCCAAAGAAUCAAUUUUGUCUCUUGAAGAUAGGUGAGUUUGAAGUCCCUAAAAAGACGCGCAAAGCUGCCAUUACUGAUGGAAAUCACUUUCAACGAGUCAAGUUAGUAAUGGAAGAAAUCGGGUUAUACUUAAAGUCAGGGUUCCAAAAGGCUAUGGAGGAAACAGUAUAUGAAAAUGGUGACCAAAACGGCUCAGGACGUAAAGAAAUCGAAGGUGUUGGAGAGCAGCGACUUGAAGAUGAAGUAUAUGAUAGUUUUAUGUUUCCCACUGAUGGUGAAACGUCUUGGGAUGAUAGUCACUCAAAUGCGGCUCUUGUACAACAAAGAUUCCAGCUCAGUAAUAAUACUGGAUCAUCACCGUUAGAUCAGUAUGCUAACUUUUACUACAACAACUCACAUUUGCCUCGAUAUUUUAAAUUCAGUACUGUUUAUAAACAUAGACAGUUUGUCAAUCGAUAUGGGGAUUUCACCAUUGAUUGGAAAGAGGAAGAGAACGUGAACGAACAAGAUAUCAUACUUGAAGACAAACAAACAUGUUCAUACGAUAGAUAUGGUAUCAAGUGGAAGAUGCCAAUUUUGGGAGAUCUUUAG
This is a messenger RNA of Lizanozyma spartinae, 1236 nucleotides long. RefSeq lists its product as uncharacterized. The record is from RefSeq and is a predicted model, not a curated record. The transcript has 2 exons. Lineage: Eukaryota; Fungi; Ascomycota; Pichiomycetes; Serinales; Debaryomycetaceae. Bases 1 to 1236 code for a protein of 411 amino acids.